AUUUCGGAAAUAAUGUCUUCGAACGAAGACAGAGCCAAGGAAAUUCUGAAGGGUUUUAAAUUAAACUGGAUGAACCUGAGAGAUGCUGAGACAGGGAAGGUUCUUUGGCAGGGGACAGAAGACCUGUCCGUUCCUGGGGUUGAGCAUGAAGCUCGAGUACCCAAAAAGAUCCUCAAGUGUAAAGCUGUUUCCAGAGAGCUGAACUUCUCCUCCACAGAAAAACUGGAAAAGUUUCGGCUGGAGCAAAAAGUUUUUUUCAAAGGCCAAUGCCUAGAAGAAUGGUUCUUUGAGUUUGGGUUUGUGAUUCCUAAUUCAACAAACACAUGGCAGUCUUUGAUAGAGGCAGCUCCAGAAUCCCAAAUGAUGCCAGCUAAUGUGUUAACUGGCAAUGUUGUUAUAGAGACCAAGUUCUAUGAUGACGAACUCCACGUCAGCACCUCUCGAGUACGGCUCUUCUACGUCUGA
Chanos chanos (milkfish) is the source of this 465-nucleotide messenger RNA. It is a transcript of the gene pde6d, whose product is annotated as phosphodiesterase 6D, cGMP-specific, rod, delta. NCBI's taxonomy places the organism in Eukaryota, Metazoa, Chordata, Actinopteri, Gonorynchiformes, Chanidae. Gene Ontology annotation, cellular component: cytoplasm. Gene Ontology annotation, biological process: sensory perception of light stimulus. The transcript has 5 exons. The record is from RefSeq and is a predicted model, not a curated record. Bases 13 to 465 code for a protein of 150 amino acids.